This is a messenger RNA of Strongyloides ratti, 462 nucleotides long. RefSeq names its product Transthyretin-like family-containing protein. The transcript has 2 exons. The record is from RefSeq and is a predicted model, not a curated record. The coding region runs from base 1 to 462 and encodes 153 amino acids. Gene Ontology annotation, cellular component: cell surface. Lineage: Eukaryota; Metazoa; Nematoda; Chromadorea; Rhabditida; Strongyloididae.
AUGAUUAUCAACAAUUUGUUAUCUUUAUGUCUAUUAUAUUCUUUUUAUCAUUUAAAUUUUGUUACAUCAAAUAUUUUACCUAAACAAAAGAAUAGUGGUAUUCAAAGUUUAAGUGUUAAAGGAAAAUUUUUUUGUGGUGAUGAACCAGCGGGAAAUGUUAGAGUUAAACUUGUAGAUCAAGAUUAUGGACCUGAUUCAGAUGAUGACAUGGCAGCAGGUUAUACUAAUGAGGAUGGAUAUUUUGAAUUAUCAGGAAGUGCUGAAGAAUUAACAACAAUUGAUCCACAUUUAAGAGUUUAUCAUGAUUGUAAUGAUGGUUUUACUCCAUGUCAACGAAGAUGGAAAUUUGAAUUACCUAAUCAUUAUAUAUGGAAUGGAAAAAAUUCACCAAAAGUUAUGGAUAUAGGAGAAUGGAAUUUAGAAGCACGAAUGCCUGAUGAAAGACAUGAUUGUAUUCAUUAA